CAUUCAUUCACAAUAUAAAUUAGAAAGUUACUGUAUAUGUUUAUUAGUGACCUAUUUUUCAUGAUAGCAUAAUGUCUAAAGAUAUUAAAAAUGAUGAAGAUACAAAAUCACAAUCUCCGGUUUCUGAUCGUUUCCCGGGAAUUAUUAUUAUUAUAGCGUUAUCGGAAUUUUGUGAACGGUUUUCGUAUUCGGGAAUGAAAGCAUUUUUAACGUUAUACUUACGAAGUAAACUUGGUUACACUGACGAUGGGGCGACUGAGACGUACCAUUGGUUCAGCACAUUUAUAUACGUGUUUCCAAUUGUAGGUGGAAUAAUGGCAGAUAAUUACCUUGGAAAAUUCAAGACAAUCUUGUACAUGAUGUUUGUGUAUGCGGCGGGGAAUAUGCUGGUAGCCCUAACCGCGAUACCACAGUUAGCUUUACCCGCACGACUCUGCACUUUCAUCGGUUUAUUCAUGAUUACAAUCGGCGCUGGUGGCAUUAAGCCUUGCGUCACAGCGUUCGGAGGCGAUCAGUUCCGACUCCCAGAGCAGGAACAUCACUUAGCGGUCUACUUCAGCCUAUUAUACUUCAGUCUUUGCAUGGGCAGUCUUAUCGCGAAGACGGUCUCUCCAAUACUCAGAUCGGAGAUCCACUGCUUUGGUGAUAAGGACUGUUAUUCCUUGGCUUUCGGUGCGCCGGGGCUGUUGGUGUUGUUGUCUAUAGUGGUAUUUGUCAGCGCUAAGAGCCGAUAUGUCAUGAAAAGUCCGGAAGGAAACGUAGUUCUCGAUUUUGUUAGAUGUGUUUCGCUAGGCUUAAAGAACGCUCUGUUUAAACGUGGUAAAAAUGAAAAACAUUCCCACUGGCUCGACACGAUGCACAAUCAAUACGACAAAAGAUUCAUUAGGGAUAUCAAGAAAACACUCUCUAUUCUGAUGCUUUUCACCGUAUUACCAGUGUUCUGGGCUUUGUUGGACCAAAUGGGCUCCCGAUGGACCUUACAGGCGACAAAAAUGGACGGUAGAUUUGGUUUGAUAACCAUAAAACCAGAUCAAAUGCAAGUGUUGUCGCCUAUUUGCAUUCUUAUACUCAUACCGCUAUUCCAAAAGUACGCGUAUCCUUUCCUGGAGAAGCGCAACGUGUUAAAGAAUCCCCUUCACAAGUUGACUCUGGGGGGAGUGUUGGCCGGAGUGGCGUUCAUAGCGUCCGGAGUGCUCGAGAUUUAUUUGAAGACAACCUACCCCGACCUCCCUCAGCCGGGCUACUCUCAACUGAGAAUAUUCAACGGAAAUCCUUGUUCGGUGUCAAUAGAAAAUAUCGAAUAUAACAUAACUUUGACUGUGCCUUCUCUCUCACAUGUUACUAGGAAUAUCCCCGUUCAUAACACAAGUUUGCCUUUAAAGUUAGGCGGGAGUUGUAUAGAGCCGAGGGAGGAAUUGUUCCUGUUGGAAGACAACAGAGCCGUGUCGUUUUACUUUGCCCGUGAUGUGUUGGAGCGGUAUGUUGAUAAUCCGGAGAAGAGCAAGGCCGGAUUUCCUGUUGUUAGAUUCCUUAUACCUCCCAAUAAUACAACAAACGUAGUGUUGUACAACAACAGACGUAAUGAGACAGAAGUGAGUGUGUCGACCGGCGUGUCGUCACAGAUGGAAGUGUUCGUUUCUACCUACUCCCUCGUAGUUAAUGGGAGAGUUGUUACUACUGGACUCGAGUUGCUAAGCGGCGGCGUUUACACCAUUAUGGUUGAUGAGGAUGGUGGGAGGUCGAAUUUGAUCACGGUGACAGAACCGAAUUCAAUCAAUAUGAUACUUCUGUUGCCGCAGUUCCUCAUAAUGUCAAUAGCUGAGGUGUUAUUCGCGAUAACAGGUAAUGAGUUUGCUUUCAAAGAGUCGCCGGAGAGUAUGAAGGCUGUGAUGACGUCAGUGUGGCUGCUGACGGAGGCUGUGGGGAACGUCAUCAUUAUCGUCAUCACGAGAGUGUUUGUUAAUUAUGCACAGGAAAUUCAAUUCUUCAUAUAUACGGGUCUGAUGUUCUUCUCAAUGAUCAUAUUUUAUGUACUCUCAAGUAAUUAUCAGUUCGGUGUAGAAGAAGAAUGUAAGAAGGAAUUUCGUAGUAACAGUGAAGUGUUAUACAUGCAAGUGAAGCAAGCUGAAGAUAUUAUGGAACAUUAGUUUAAGAGAAGAAUUUAUAAAAAUUAAAUGAUAUUAAAAGUCA
This is a messenger RNA of Manduca sexta (tobacco hornworm), 2190 nucleotides long. Its product is annotated as peptide transporter family 1. The transcript has 14 exons. Gene Ontology annotation, cellular component: membrane. Bases 72 to 2147 code for a protein of 691 amino acids. NCBI's taxonomy places the organism in Eukaryota, Metazoa, Arthropoda, Insecta, Lepidoptera, Sphingidae. The record is from RefSeq and is a predicted model, not a curated record. Gene Ontology annotation, biological process: transmembrane transport. Gene Ontology annotation, molecular function: dipeptide transmembrane transporter activity.